AUGAAACCUAAUUCCGAAAUUCUUUUAUGUUAGAUGUAUUAGCUGGGGCCAGAUAAAUGGAAUUAUGUAGAUAUUGGAUAUACGCAUAUAAAUUCGAAGAACGAAUUGAUAUUGUUGUAAAAGGACACAAGUCAGGAAGUGAUUGUGGUCCCAAUAAAGCAUGAGAAUAAGUUUUGUUUUGAUGAAGAGGAAGCAAUCUAAUUUAGUUUUAAUGAGGAAUAUGCCUUAAGUUUUUAGAGCAGAGAAGGAGCAAUUGGAGUUUGGACUCGCAUUCAAAACAUUUUGGUGGAGAAUGAGGCUGAAGAUUAGGAUUCUAUAGCAUUGACACCGGUUUCUGAAGCAAAUUUGGAGUCUAUAUUGGAAACGAUGAAUACAAUGAUCGCAUAUGGUUCUCAAUCUAAGUAGAUGUUGUCGAAUUAUCUAAUCAAUAAGAAGGACUACUUUGAGAAGUUGAUUAAGUUAUUCCAACAAUUGGAGAAGGACAAUAAUGGGAAGUUAUUACUAAAGAUGUGUUAGAUAGUAAAGAAUAUAGUAACAGUGGCAGAACAUGAAUUGUUUUAAAUAAUCCUGAACGAUUAGAAUUAUUUAUUUAUUUUCGGUGCAUUAGAAUAUGAUACUGAGAUGAACAAGAAGAAUUUCGUACCCCACCGUUAGUAUUUAGAGAAACAUGCUCCAAAUUAAGAGUAAAGAGCGACUUAAAACCAUUCAUUUCAUAUAUCGGCUGCAGUACUUGCGCGAUUGUGGUUUGGCCUACUACAUCGACGAGUGCCAGUUGAUGUUCAUAAAGAUAGUUUUAACAGUUGUUAUGUUGACCUCUUUAAGUACAUUGAAAAUUCGAAGGAUUUUUUGAUAGAAGUCAUAGACCAAUUAAGGAAUUUCAAUUUCUUGGCUUUGAGAUUCCUGAGUGAGAUUUGUUCUGUCUUUAAAGAAUUCCCAGAUUUGAACAAGGUGGUCAUAUAUUAGAAACUCAGUGAAUAUGGAUUGUAUGAGAUAAUAGAAGAUUACAUCUACGAUUCGCUUAAGGGAUUCGAGAAAUACAAAGCCAAAUUAAAGAAACUUAAGUUCAAGAUAUCUGAGGAUGUGUUCACUAAAAUACCAAAUAUGAUAUUGGAAUUGUUAAUUGUGUGUUUGCAGCAUUGUCCCACUAAUUUCAGAUAAUAUGUUAUCAGUGAACAUCAACAAGUACUGAAAUAUCCAUUGUUUAACAUCAUUGUGGACAAUGCUUUCUAAAAUGAAUUGUAUAUGGAAGUAUUGAAAUUACUCAUUGAUAAUAAUUCAGAAGAAUAGAAUGAAACAAUGGAUUUAUUUUUACUGCAAUUCUAUCCAAAAAUCACAUCUCAAAUUUCACAGAAGUCCACCAGAGAAUUCAAAUAUCAAUUCUUAGAGAUCACAUUAGGGUUGGUUAGAGCCAUGAAACCAUAGGUUAAAGAGGCUGUGAUGUAAAAUUUAGUGACUUUGAAAGUUGGGUCCAUCAUAGAGGAAAACUAAAAGUUAUUGUAGACUAAGUGUUUACAAAUAUUAAAGUUGGUUUGUUUGUCUAGAGAUGAGGAUAUCAAUAAUGACAUCAUAAUGACAAUACCCACUUUAAUACAUGUUAUUUUAUCUUAUAACGGGUUAAGGGAGAAUUUAAUAUUUUCUUAAUAUUUAGAAAUAAUAAAAAUCAUCUAUGAAGGAAUAAGCUAAAAAUUAAUUUCAUCUCUAGAAGAUGAAUUGAAGAAAAGAGAAAAAGAAAAAAACUAUCACAGAAUUCAUGACAUUUUCAAGAAUAUAAAAAAUAAUUGCAUGAAAUAAUAAUUCAGUUCAUAAACUCAAUCUUCAAGUCAGAUGCAAUCUAGAUAUAAUGUGGUUGAUGAUGAGAUGGAUUUAUUCAAAUCAGUUCAAGGACAUAGCAGCACUCAUCUUGUUAAAUAAUAAAAGAAACCUGCCGAUUAAGAGGACGAUGUGGAAUUGAUAACUAAGAAAAUAAAGAAAGAUUGA
This is a messenger RNA of Paramecium tetraurelia, 1977 nucleotides long. RefSeq lists its product as uncharacterized. The record is from RefSeq and is a predicted model, not a curated record. Gene Ontology annotation, molecular function: protein phosphatase activator activity. Lineage: Eukaryota; Ciliophora; Oligohymenophorea; Peniculida; Parameciidae. Gene Ontology annotation, biological process: protein dephosphorylation. Gene Ontology annotation, cellular component: nucleoplasm; protein phosphatase 4 complex. The transcript is spliced from 11 exons.